This is a messenger RNA of Talpa occidentalis (Iberian mole), 1541 nucleotides long. It is a transcript of the gene ZNF674, whose product is annotated as zinc finger protein 674. Gene Ontology annotation, biological process: regulation of transcription by RNA polymerase II. NCBI's taxonomy places the organism in Eukaryota, Metazoa, Chordata, Mammalia, Eulipotyphla, Talpidae. Gene Ontology annotation, molecular function: RNA polymerase II cis-regulatory region sequence-specific DNA binding; DNA-binding transcription factor activity, RNA polymerase II-specific. The record is from RefSeq and is a predicted model, not a curated record. The annotation marks the transcript as partial. The transcript has a single exon.
AUUGCGAUUUUUUCCCCAGAAUUGUGGCGAAUAGAUGACCAGAUAGAGAACCACAAAGAAAGUCAAGACAAAUCUCUGUGGCAAGUUGCAUUCAUAGAGAAGGAAACACUGAAGGAUAAAAAUAGCCAAGAAUCCAGUAUAUGCAGAAAAAUCAUUUUUCCGAGCACAGACUUUAUUUCUAUAAAACAAAAGCUCCCUAAAUAUUAUACAUGGGGAAGGUGUUCAAAACAUAAUUUAAACUUUCCUAAUCAAAAUAGAAAUUCUAUAAGAAAGAAGGAAGGUGAAUGUAAGGCACAUUGGCAAUCAUGCUUCCAUUCUAAUCUUGAUAAAGCUCAACCUGAAGAGAAAUUCUUUGAACUUAAUCAACAUGGAGAAGGCCUUCACCAUACAGAAGCCCUUAAUAAAAGUCAGAGAAUUCAAAAUGGUGAGAAACCUUAUGAAUGUUCUGAUUGUGGAAAAGUGUUUAUCCAGAAAGCAAACCUUGUUGUACAUCGAAGAAUUCAUACUGGAGAGAAACCUUAUGCUUGUUGUGAAUGUGCAAAAACCUUCAGUCAAAAGUCAACCCUCAUCGCUCACCAGCAAACUCAUACAGGGGAGAAACCCUAUAAGUGCAGUGAAUGUGGAAAAACCUUUAUUCAGAAGUCAACUCUGAUUAAACAUCAGCGAACUCAUACAGGAGAGAAACCAUUUGUAUGCAGUGAAUGUGCAAAAGCCUUUAAGAGUUCAUAUCACCUAAUUAGACAUAAGAAAACACACAUUAGACAAACAUUUUAUAAAGGUAUCAAAUGUGGUAAGUCCAGUCUUAUUCAUCAAAAGACACAUAUAGGUGAAAAACCUGAGAGUAGUAAAUAUGGGAAAGCUUUUGAUGAGAAUACCACCUCCAUUAAAUAUCAGAGAACUCCUAAGAAAGAGAAACCUUAUGAGUGCAGUAAAUGUGGAAAAAGCUUCAGGGGAAAAUCACAUCUCUCUGCUCAUCAGAGAAUUCAUACAGGAGAAAAACCCUAUGAAUGCAGCAUAUGUGGAAAGACUUUCAGUGGAAAAUCACACCUCUCUAUCCAUCAUAGAACUCAUACAGGAGAGAAACCUUAUGAAUGCAAAAGAUGUGGGAAAGCCUUUGGUGAGAAGUCAACUCUUAUUGUACAUCAGAGAACUCACACAGGAGAGAAGCCCUAUAAAUGCAGUGAAUGUGGGAAAGCUUUCAGUGAGAAGUCACCACUGAUUAAACAUCUGAGAAUUCAUACAGGAGAGAGACCCUAUGAAUGCAGUGACUGUGGGAAAGCAUUCAGUAGAAAGUCAACUCUCAUCAAACAUCAGAGAGUUCAUACAGGAGAAAAACCAUACAAAUGUAGUGAAUGUGGGAAAGCCUUCAGUGUGAAAUCAACUCUCAUUGUUCACCACAGAACUCAUACAGGAGAAAAACCUUAUGAAUGCAGGGACUGUGGUAAAGCCUUCAGUGGGAAGUCAACUCUCAUUAAACAUCAGAGAGGUCACCCAGGAGAUAAAAUUUAAUAUACUUGAGAGUGGGAUGAUUUCAGUGGUAA